This is a messenger RNA of Haplochromis burtoni (Burton's mouthbrooder), 7884 nucleotides long. RefSeq names its product zyg-11 related, cell cycle regulator (gene zer1). Bases 274 to 2628 code for a protein of 784 amino acids. Gene Ontology annotation, cellular component: Cul2-RING ubiquitin ligase complex. The record is from RefSeq and is a predicted model, not a curated record. The transcript is spliced from 16 exons. Gene Ontology annotation, molecular function: protein binding. NCBI's taxonomy places the organism in Eukaryota, Metazoa, Chordata, Actinopteri, Cichliformes, Cichlidae.
GAUUUGGAAUCAGCCUCACUCCACUGGCGGAAGUACACCUGGCUGCUGGAUGCCACCGACCUCGGAGAAGAAAAAGACGACGAAGAAGAAGAGUUGUAGAAGUAGCAGGAGGCGGAGCCUGUUUGUUGACAUCGGGUGAAAUCGAAAAUCAGAUGAGUGAAGGCUGCUGAUAAUUAUCAGUUUGUCGCUACUACCGGAACGCGAAGCCUUGGCGAGAGCUAAGGUCCCCUGCACUGCCCCGUCUUGAUCUGAGCCAGAGAAGAAGAGGCGAACAUGGCAGCCAAAGCAGGAGACAACCCCGACAGCCUCAUGACUCUGGCAACUGUCUUCUGCCUGAGGAACCUGAAGAAGACGAUGUGCUACCAGGGCUUCAGGAACAAGCUGUGCCUGCGCUCAGACAUCUUCCUCCCCAGCGAGAUCUGCGACAAGCUGGUCAACACAUACAUGGAACUGGUCCACACAGACAGUAACUUUGAACCAGAGGAGAGCUUCUUCCAGCUCUUCUCAGAUCCCCGGAGCACCAGACUGACCCGGGUGCAGCUCAGAGAGGACUUUGUCCGUGACAGAGACCUGGAAGCCAUCAAAAAACAGGACCUGAUCGAGCUCCACCUCACCUACUGCAACAACCUGUCGUCCCGCAGCUUGAAAGCACUGUCCUGCUUCCGCGACACUUUGGUGUCUCUCUGUCUCUUCGGCUGCAGCAACAUCUUCUACAGGAAGUGCGGCGCCCCACUCGCCUGCAACGAGGACACAGACGAGGACGAGGAGGAGAGCCCCGCCUCUCGGCAUGCUUUAGAAACAGACUUUAACUUCCAGGGAUUCAACCGGCUCAGGCUGCUCAACCUGGGUGGCAUGCCGAAAGAGCUGGACCCCGAGACACUGCUCAAACCCCUGAAGUCGCUCACCUCGCUAGAUCUGUCCAAUGUACAGUUACUGGGGACAUCUUUUCUCACCCAGUGGAGGGACAGACUGGCCUCUCUUGUUCUCUACAACGUGGACCUAUCCGAGGAGUUGAUCAGCACAGUUUUGGAGCUCGUUAAUCUCAGGCACCUCGACAUCUCCCAGGAGAGCAGGCGGAUCUCAAAGUUUAAGAUGACCAAGAAAAUCCUGACGGCCAUCGUCCAGCGUCUGGUACACCUGAUGUCCCUGGACAUCUCGGGUCACAUCAUGCUAGACAACUGCACAGUUCCACACUUUGAAGAAGCGAUGGGGCGUCCGAGCACUGAACCGUGCAAGAGCAGCAUCUACCCUUUCCAGGAGCUGAAGAGGCCCCUGCAGUUUCUGGGCUUGUACGACACCACCCUCUGUAAUGUGACGCACAUCCCUGCCUAUAAGGUGACUGGAUCAAAGAAUGAAGACCAGGUCCUGAACGCUAUCGAGGCUUACACAGAGUUUCGCCCUGAGCUCGCCCACAGAGCCAUCAAUCAGCUGUUUGACAUCGCCAGGAUACAACAUUGCAGCCAGCUGCUCCGCGCUCUGCAGCUUGUCAUUGCAGCACUGAAGUGCCAUAAAUACGAUAAGAGCAUCCAGGUGACGGGCAGCGCUGCUCUUUUCUACCUGACCAACACCGAGUACCGCAGCGAUCAGAGUGUGCGGUUACGGCGGGAGGUCAUUCAGGUGGUGCUGAAUGGGAUGGAGCACUACCAGGAGGUCACUGUCCAGAGGAACUGCUGCCUGACUCUGUGCAACUUCAGCAUCCCAGAGGAGCUCGAGUUCCAGUACAGCCGCGUCAACCAGCUGCUGCUGAAGAUCCUGGAGCCGGCCCGGCAGGAUGAGUCCAUCCAGAGAAUCGCCGUGCACCUCUGCAAUGCUUUGGUCUGCCAGGUGGACAACCACCAUAAGGAGGCUGUGGGCAAGAUGGGAUUUGUGAGGACAAUGCUGAAUUUAAUUCAGAAGAAGUUACAGGACAGAAUGUGUGACCAGGUGAUGGAGUUUUCCUGGAGCGCCCUGUGGAACAUCACAGACGAGACGCCCGACAACUGUCAGAUGUUCCUGAACUGUCGGGGCAUGAGCCUGUUCCUGGAGUGUCUGCAGGAGUUUCCAGACAAGCAGGAGCUUCAUCGCAAUAUGUUGGGUCUUCUGGGAAACGUGGCUGAGGUCAAAGCUCUGAGGCCACAGCUGCUCACCCCACAGUUCAUCACAGUGUUCAGUAACCUGCUGGACAGUAAGGCCGAUGGGAUUGAGGUGUCGUACAACGCCUGUGGAGUGCUGUCGCACAUCAUGUUUGACGGGCCUGAGGUUUGGAAGAUGGAGGAGCCGCGGAGAGACAUGGUGAUGGAGAAGAUGUGGGAAGCCAUCCAGAGCUGGGACGUCAGCUCGCGGCGCAACAUCAACUACAGGUCAUUCGAGCCGAUCCUCCGACUGCUGCCUCAGAGCAUCUCUCCUGUCAGUCAGCACUGGGCCACAUGGGCUCUUUACAACCUGGUGUCAGUUUACCCAAGCAAGUAUUGUCCUCUGCUGAUAAAAGAAGGAGGAAUGACUCUUCUGGAGAAAGUUCUGGAGCUGGAGAGUUCACAUCCGGACACAAAGGACAUGGCCCGAAAAGUAAUGGAGCACUGUGAAAACUUCAAAGAAGACCCGAUGGAAACAAAUCCCGGACAGGAUGCAAACUUUGGACAGAGAGGGUGACGCCAAGGGAGCCGAAAUUCCCAGUAAAUAUCCAGAAAACCAACCUGAGGCCCCUCCCACCAUCAUCACCACAAGGGUCAAUUGUGUGCAUUAUUCUUAUAAUUCUUCUUUUGUAGAGUUAGAACAGUGUCUCUGACCCUCCUCACAGCAGUUUGAUAUUUGACACAUAGAACUUAAGACGUGGUGCAUGGUAUUUUGUCGUGAGGGUGUUUACCUCUGCUGCACAUCUCUUCUGUUGGGGGCAGGUUUGUGGGGUUGGGUGACUGUUAUUUCUCAGUGUGAGUGUGAGUGUGUUUGCGUGUCAAAGGUUUAAACCAGAACAAAACAGCCGUAGUGAUGCUCGGUUCUCAGCGGACGGCAGCGCCAGCCGCCCCCAGCUCGCUGUCGGUAACCGAACAAAAAAAAAAAGGCCGCGUGGCGAGUCGGAGGCCUCAGCUCACACUCGCUCGUGCUAGCGAAGGCCGCGGAGCCGUGGGACACAUGUACAGUGAAUAUUAGCCAUUAAGUGUGCGGGCUGCAGACCUCGCAGCUCUGUGAUGGACUUCUUUGUUUAUAUAUGUAAAUAUUAUGUGUGGGUCUCAUCCUUUUACUGUGUGUAUGUUUUAUAAUACAACUGUAAACACUCAUGACUUUACGCUGUAUUUAAAUCUCUUUAGGUCUGGCUGAUUGCAGUCAGUGCUAAGAAACUAUACACAGAAUCAUUCAUAGCAGUCCUGUAAACUCUUUAAAGGACCAUUCACAUGUAAUUCAGCCUCCCGUCUUAAAGGUACUCAAACUGCAGAUUCCAGCUUUUAAAAUGAGUUUAAAGUUAACUCAAGGUAACAACAGACUGUAAAGAAACAGCAGUUCUGACAUUAUGUCCAACGCGUCUGUGUGCUGAGCUACAGAGAUAUCAGCUGAGGUUUUAAUGGGGACAGGCUGUACUGUUGUGCAAUACUUUGAACCAAAAAGUGCAGUCGGCCAGUGUAGCAUCCUUUUUUUCUAACAUUAUAAAGCCUACAUUCUUUCUAGUGACCAGCAGGGGGCAGCUUCUUGGGUUGGGGGAAAAAGGCUUCUGGUUGUAUAGAAGUCAAACUUGAGUUGAUAUCUCUGCAGGUCCAUACGUAACAACGUAGUAAUUUCUUCUCAUUCUGUUGGUGUUUGUGAUUUUUGUUUAGGUUUUAAACUCUUUUUAAACAAAGACUUACAACAAAAAAGUACCUUUAACCAGUCUGGUAACUCUUACUGGAAGCAGCAGUGAGCUUUAAACUAAGAGGGAGGUGAAAUUAAUCAAAGCAAAUACACUUCAUGGACAAAUGUAUGUGGACAUUAAGGCUUCCGGAUACAAAGUGAUAAAGCCUCUAUACAAACAAAGAGCUACUGAUGACAGACAGUAAGAAUUGAUCCCUGCACAGGCUCUGGGUGAAUUGACUUGGACAUAUACUGUAUAUCAAAAGAUUCACAUAGCCUUUUGGGCAGACAUGUGUUACUUCUAAUGUCCAGCAGGGGGUGACUCCUGUGAAGUCAGAUUAUAGAAGUCUAAUGGAAAAAAGACCCAGACAUGCAGACCUCGACUCUCAUGCUUUGUUUUACAGCACUAAACAUGGACUGUCAAAUGCCAGACCUCAGUGGUGUCACAUUCAGCGGUUCUACAUGAUGAGAAUCUCCAUCAGUGUCAGUACAGCUCUACUCAACUCAGUAAAAUAUUCAGCAAUUUUCAUUUCAUUAUUAACAGAGUUGAGUCUUCUGGAAGCCCAACACUAAAUUAAAUGAAACAACAAUAAUCCAGUACAGCUGGACACCUAAACACCUGGAAACGCAGGCUCAUGGAAAGCCUUUGGAGUUCCUCUACAGGUCUACUCACGUGUCCACAUACUUGGCCUUUACUAGAGCUUUGAUGCUUCGUACUGCUCUCUCUGUGGUGUUAAAAGCCCAGAACCCUCUGAACUCCCUGGUGCUUCCAGUGGUCCAGAUGAUACUAAAAGAGAGGAGGUUGGAAGAUAAAGGGUUAUCCUUUGAGGACACCUGACGGCCCAUCAUGUUUAUUGGUCGUUCAGCUUGCUGCUAAAAUAACUCCUUCACUUAAAUCCAACAGUUUUAUUUUGAAAAGCUAAGGGGAGGAAAAUAAAACUGCGUGUUCACUUGUAUGUUCGAAACUGGUGAUGGGAUCUUUAAAAAAAGACAAAAAGAAAAUCACAUCUGACUUGUUUCAAAUUAAGGUUUAGUCAUCCAGAAGGAAGGGAGGUUAAGUUUCAUGUUUAAUCCCCACCCCUGCUGACCAGGUUACGGUUAAACUUAACACUUUAACACAUUUAAACACAUUAACAACAACCAGACUCUUAAUUUCUCCUCUCUGUUUGCUGUAGUGUCCCUGAAGAUGCCCUGUGGAGGUCCCAAGGUCAAUUUGUUUGUUUCACAAUAAACAUUCAAAAGCUGAAUAUCUUGAACACCUGAAUCAGAAAUGCAGGAAAAGUGUUCUUUCUUAGCUCAACAGCACCCCUAGUGGUGGAAAAAAGAAAGGAAAAACCUCCACAGGGCACCUUGAAGAUGUCUUUGAGUUUAAAAAGUUCCUUCACUGGCAUUUUUCGUCUUGUAGCUUUAAAGAUGACUUCAGGAAUUUCCUCUUUUAAACGGUAUUCUUAAUUUAUUAAGUAACUAAAACUUUACUUUAUUAAAAAAAUUAAAAAAAAUAUGUCAAUCUCAAUUCUGAAAAGUUGCUUUUAGCUUAGUAGGUGGAAACUUCCAAAUGCAGAUAAUUCUAAAGAAUUUUAGUGUUUUUACAGAUUUAAUGUAAUUAUUUAUUUCUAAACUGCAGUUUCAGGUUGUUGUAGUUUUUUGUUUGUUUGUUUGUUUUUUUAAAAUUACAUUAAUCACCAUUAGCAGAACCAACCAAGUAAGACCAACAGCUUUGGCAACGUCACAAACCACCUGGUUACAUCUGGCUGUUUGAUUUUAGUGUGAACAGGACAGUUGGCAUUCGUUUCCUUUUUUCCUGCUCGAUUGGUGCUGCUCCUCUAGCACGAAGUUGUGAAUAAAUCCUUCGGUAUCUUCUGUCACAUCAGUUCUGCUCCUCCUCGCACUCGCACUCUGAUGUGUGUGUUUUUUGUUGUUGUUUUUUUGGGGGGGGGUUCUGAGGAAAAACUUUGAACCUUCAAAAAUAUCUGUUAAACUGCGAGAACUACAAACAGUACAGGAUGGAGGACUGUGGCUCUUUAAUCGAAAAUAAAUAAAUAAAUAGGUUCUAAAUCUAUAAUUUUCUAUCAUAAACUAACCAGUUUAAUGUCAGAGGAUAUUACAGGGUUUUUUUUUUAAUUAUUUUCUCUCCUUUAGUCUUUAAAUCAAGUUUUUAAAGCAAAAUUGGUUCCUACCUCAGUUUAACAUUGGUCAGUGUGACUUUAAUAACCUGAAGCUAUAUAUAAUAUAGUCCAUAGUUUAUUUGUUCAUUUCCAAAAAUGUAAAACUUUGAAAGGAAAAUUUCAAAGGUUUUUACAACCGUAAUCUCUGUUUCAUAAUGUUUCUUGCAAAUUUAAGACAUUUCUGAGGUUUUUGUUGGACAUUUGAGUUUUAUAACCUCAACAAAUACUUCAGUGCUUUCUUAGAAGUGUACUGAGAGACUUUGUUUUUAACCAUCAAAGAAUAUUAGUUUUUCCAUCUCAAAUUUAGAAAUUCAAACUUUAUGACCUAAAUACAUAUUAGUUUAUUUUCUUUUAAUUUAAAUUUGAUUUUAUUGUAUCAAAAUAAUUUUUUUUUACUAAUUUAUAUUAAAGUUUUGUCCUUCCUGUGAUUUUUAUAUUUUCACAGAAUAUCAAUGUAGUUUUUUUGGUUUGCAAAUAAGCAGCAAACCUAGGAAACAAUAUUAGAUUUUCAUUUCUUUUUCUUUUUUUGACUUUUUGUCUCAGAGAUCAGUCGUAUCCAGUGAAUUAACAGCUUUAAUCUCACAGCAUUUUUGAUAUUUUUACAAAUUUGAUUUCAAUAAAAUUGCAGUUUUUCUCACAUUUUUUUUCAACCAUCUCAGAAAUGUUUUUCUUUAACAUUAAAAUCUAGAAUUUCAUAAUACCUCAGAAUAUAAGAGUAGUCCUUACAGAUUAUGCCUCUCAUUGUAAGAAUAUUACAGUUUGUUCCCACAACGUUGCGACUUUAGCUUCAGACUUUUCCUCUGAGGAUAAUCGCCCUUCCUCGGCUCCUCUUUUUAAACCUCAUGUAAUGCCCCCAAACACUUAUUUAUUCUUUGAAUGCAGUUUUACGUCAGUGAUUCGUUAAUUCUCAGAAUUGAUUUGAUGCCACUUUAAUAAAUUGCCUGAGCGGGGCUGGAGGAACAGGGAUUAAGUACUGUCUUCACUUCAUGGGGUGAAAGCGGCGCUGAUGCUGUUAACAGGAUUUAGUUGGAGUGCAGUUUGAUUCACCAGGCUUCUGACGCUGGGCUUCCCUCCCAGAUGACGCCAGUGAAGGAACACAUCACCAGCUGUCCUGUUUCUUGUGGUUUAACGUUACAGUCCUCAUGCUCAUGAGCGGUGCCUGACUGAUGGAUUUAAGCUACUUCAUAUCAGCCGCGUCGGUUUUCCAACCAAACGCGCUUCCUGGUUCUCGUGUACAGUUUUUCUUUGUGUGAUUUCAGGGAUCAGAUUGGUGCAGGUCUCUGUUGCUUUCUCACGGUCACCAUGAUGAUCAUGAUGAUUCAGUGUGUGUGGAAGUUGAAUAUGAGGAGGACUUGAUGCAUGAUCAAAGCUCUUUAGAGUCGCACAGAUCUUCUUUCUCAGUCGCCUGUUCUGUUCAUUGAAUGUCUCCAUUUAUGCUUUCUGGACACAACAUUAUUCUUUGGGUUUGACUGUUCUUUAUUUAUGAAGAUGUAUGUACUGAUAAUAAUAAUAAAAAAAAAACAGAGAGAGAGAGAACUGCUGUGUGGCAAAGCCUUUCAGAUUUCAUCCACUAGGUUUCCUGUUUGUCCACACUCUGUUCUCAAUUUGUUUUGUAACUGCUGAUAAGUUUAGUCCAAACCGAAGUGAAGAACUUUGGAUCCAGACAGUUUGGAGUUCCACGUUUUCCUGAUCACAGUAGUUCCAGGACAUCGGUGUAAAAAUAUGACAAAGCAAUAAAGAUGGAGUGGUUUAAAAAAUAAUGUGUUUUUUUUUUCUUUGCUUGUUUGUUUGUUUGUUUGUUUUAAAUCCUCAAACAUUUAGACCAGCGGUCCUCAACCUUUUUUUGCGCCACAGACCCUUUUAUGUCUGUCAAUAUUUUCACGGACUGGUCUUUAAGGUGUCACGGAUAAAUACAACAAAA